Porites lobata is the source of this 6242-nucleotide messenger RNA. NCBI's taxonomy places the organism in Eukaryota, Metazoa, Cnidaria, Anthozoa, Scleractinia, Poritidae. The record is from the annotation of a GenBank genome assembly.
UGUGUUCAAACAUGGACAAAACAGAGGGCAAUUCGCUAUCAAGCCUCGAUCAUUUCAGGUACUAGUAAUCGUUAACUCUCUUUUAGUUCGAUAACAUUUUGUUCUUGUUGAUUUCGCGCGAAAUAAGCAGCAAAUAGAUCAUCUGAAAGAGGCGAGGGGAUCCAAACACAGCUUGUGUACAUGUCCACAUUGAAAUGAACGAAAGCUGUUGUGUCUUCAUUGUGAACUUGUUUUAGAUGUGAUUUUUUUCUUCGUCCAGGCCAGCUACGCUUGAGAUCAUUUCGCGGGUUUGACGAAAGAAAAAGGCUGGCUUGUCAGACGGACUUGUAGGGAUUUAUUUCCCCUUCAAAAUCAGAAAAUGUUUUAUUCAGUUCAAGUUGCGUUGAUUGCACUGCAUUUUCCAAUCCAUUUCGCAUAUGUAAGUCUACUUUAUUUAUAAUAUCCGGUUUUUUCUGCAAAAAGAGGACAACUGGAUCAAUUCCGCUGUUUCGUUUCUCUCUAUUUGUUUAAUUCAAAGGAUUUCAGAAGCAUCUUAAAACGACAAUUACCUGACGACAUGUGAAGAUGGUUUUUAAGAUAUAACAUGACACUGAACGUGACAACAACGUGUUUGUUCACACAUGAGAAUUUACAUGUAACAAAACUGAACUUGAAUUUAUUCCAGUUUCAAUAUUGCCCCAUGUGGAGGGGCCUCGAAGCGAUUUAAUAUGUCGGGAUUUUAUACUUGAACUUAUUUUCUACAAGACGUAUGCAUUAAUUUGUAGGACAGAUAGGAGGCAGAGUUUUCUGACUUAUUAACCAAUGUCACUUUUUGUGUUACCGUUUUGGACAAUAGCAGUUUAUUGGCGGUAUAAUACUACAACUAGAUUGCAUUAAUAUAUUCAAAGUAAGUGGAAGAACCUCUAUUUAAAACCCUGAAAGAUUUAGGGAAUUUACUGCAGUAAGGCUCUUGACGUCGGGUGGCACGCGAAACACGCGAGAUGCAAGCGCUCACCCCACGAAACGCGAGUUUAACGAAAGCAAAAAUCUUAUUUGCUCGAUAAGCGCUCAAUCAGAAGAAUGCGGCGGUUUUUAAAGGAUUUAAAGGAAAAAACUAAUAAGUACUGCACAUUUCUGUAAUAUGUCACAAGGCAGACAGUUACGGUAUUUCUAUAUCAGCAAAAAAGCGAGGCUGAUAUAUACCUCACUAUCGUUUAAGAAAGAUAAUUGUAAGAGACUUCUCGCAGCCUACUUAACUAAAAGUUGUACACAAAUUGAAACAUCAAUGAUACUCGGAAAUGAAAUUUUAGUUGCAGUAUUUUUGUAAUAUAUUGUUGUGUACUUCAUUUAAUUAAAUUUGCAUACGAAAGAGAUUGCAGCAAAAAAGGUUGCUGAAAUGAACUACACUCUCACACAUCUUUUUUUUCCCUUUUAUUACGAAUUUUUUCUUAAACACUAGCUACGAUCGGUUAAAUGGAUACUUUGAAAUAGGGAAAAAAAAAGAAAAAAAUGAUGAUCAAGAUAGCGAAUGGUUCAUCUUCACACCUCCUUGUAGGGCAAAUAGACCCCGGUAGAGUGGACAAGUUUUCAUAAGUUGAUGAAUGAGUGAAUAAAUAAAUAAAUAAAUAAAUAAAUACACAGUCGAACCUCCACUAACAGUCACCUCUCCACUUCUGCUAGCCUGCGUAGCCAGCGUUUCCAUUCUGGUUAUUGCGCGAAAGUUAGAGCGGGAGCGAAAAAAAAAAAAAGGUCAUUCCCAUCAUUCCUUUUUUUUUGCUCUCGUUCCAACUUUCUCGACGAAGUCGCGCGAAAACGCUUGCUGCGCAGGUUAACCUUCUGUCCCCAAGCUGGCCAUUGUGGAGAGGGCAAGACAAGACAAGACAAGAAGAUUUAUUUCACUCAGCCCCGUUUACAUGUGAUAGAUAGAGAAAAAGAGACAAAUAAACACAAUUACAUAAGUGAAGAAUCAAAAUUGUAGUCAUUAUAGAUAAGGAGCGAGAGGUUCGACUGUCAAUAAAUAAAAGCGUGCAAUGCUUUUAUGUUCAAGUUUUAUGUGACUUGGACAAAAAAUGUUGAAGAACUGCCUUAAAAAAGGGAACAUUCACACACGUGCUGUAUCCAAUUAAACAGUGAUAUCAUAGUGACCAGUCCUAGGGGGUCUUCUGGUAAGAAGGUAAAGUGCCGAAUUGAGUGCCGUGCCAAAAAGAACACAACGCAUAAAUUAUGACAAAUUAUGAAAUCUUAACCGACCCUAGAUGGGGAAUCCUGAAACCUCGAGUUGGACAUCGAGUCCGAGUUCGAGUUAGACUUCGAGUUGCAAUUUUUUUUCCUUUUUUGUUUUUUGUUUGUUUUAUUAUGUUUUGGCUACCAGAAAAAAAACACUUCUGAGCACCGGGAAAAACGGUUAAAGAGUGGUUUAUUUCAGUCUGAGGUAUAUAUCGGAAUCUUAUCUUGACGCAUUGUGUCGCCAAGUAUCGUGGAAUGCUGAAGGCGGUUCUAAGUGCAAAAUCGGUCAUUUUCGUGGCUCGUGUUUCACUCCGAAAGUGACACAGUUUCGAAUAGACUUUGUGAUUGUUUUGUCGAAAACAAAGGUAUUUGAGAAUGGAUAAGGAGAGAAGUUAUGCUGAUGUCGUCUCUGGAAGUGGCAAGUUCAUCGUUUUAUCUUCCUUUUUUGGCGAUUUGGAAAUUUUCCACGACUACACUUGUGAUAUUUGACUAACCACGUGUGGUUAUACACCUCACCAGGGUCUUCCGACUCCGAUGAAGGAUUGAUGGUCAGGUGGGUGACUAUGUAACCUUCUCUACACUGGUUGUUCAUGCCCAGGGUGAAAAUAAUUUCCGUGAAGAUCCCUCUCAGAGGCGUUUACAGAACGAAGUAUAUACAUUUUCUGGGAGAUUUCCAAACAGAGUUUUGUGCUAUUGAAUUAUUUGUUGUCGUGAUGUGUUAAUUAGAUUCCUAGUUUGAUUAUCUGUUAAAUAGACUUUUAAGUAGACACACGGCAAUUUCUCACGCAUGUUAGCUUGAGUAGUAUGACUUAAGUUACAAUGCAAAAAAAAAAAAAACUAUAUUAAUUAAACCUCAAAAAAAUUUGAAUCGCCAGUCUUCUAUGACUCAGUAACUCUUUUCUUGAAACGACAGAUAGCUUUGCUAUUUCAUCAAUUUUAUCGAGUCAUUUUCUCGUCGUUAACCGUCUAAGCAAAGGAGACAAAGAACUAGUGUUUGGCCCUCCUUACGGAACCGGUAGUUUCGAGCAUUUUCGCGUUUGACAAGCGCGAAAUUCUCCGAUGGAAGAAAGUCAACCGAGAACAUAUUUUACAAAUAAGUUAGUAUUUAUAUCCGACCUUGUAAGAGUAGACACGCUCGCUGGUUAAUCAGGAAUGCCUGGAUUUGCCUGUCAGAACUAUAAAAAGCGAAAUUCGAUUUGAUUUUUUUUUUUCCAAAAAAAGAGGGAACACUUAUAGAAGACCUCGCUAUAAAAAGGUCGUCAUCCAUUACUCGGUGAGCAAAUCGAGACUGAUCUAAGUUUAGUCAGCGAAUAAUGUUUUGCGCGUUGGCUUCUCAGCAUGUUCUGUUCCUCCCUCCCCUCCCGUCCUCUCCCUCUCUUCCCGCUUUAUUAUCUCUUUAAAGGGAAACUGUGGAGCAAGCUGAGGGGAAAUCGGCGACAGGGUAAGCGCUGACUGCACAACGUUGUAUUUUAAAGGGUGUGUCCAUAGUAUUAAACACUACUAUAAAUAUGUUAAGUUUUGUUAAUUAAGAGCAUAUUCAGGGGCAUUAGGCUUAAAAGCCCCUUUGCAAACAAAUUACGAUCAAAACGCUUUAAACACAUUGGAUUGCGAGGUCAUGGCUUGGUCAUUAAGUUGUCAUCGCGUCGGUUCAGGAAUGUCAUAAUUUGUCAUAAUUUAUGCGUUGUGCUCUUUUUGGCACGGUACUCGAUUCGGCACUUUCCGCGUAGCUUGUUCAAGGCGUUCAGAUACUGGAGAAGGACGUGAAAUGGAGAGGAGGAAAAGAGCGGAGGAAAAGGAAGGGGGAGUGAGGAGCGAGGCAAUCGGUGAAAUCGCUCGAAGUUAUAUCGUCCGAAACCAGAGUCAUGUCACCCGAAAUUGUUAAUAAGAGUGUAUGUAGUACAAUUUUUAUCCCGUUCUUUAAGCGAUAUCGAGACAAAACAAGCGGGAUAAUUGUGUAAUUAAGUCUCGUUCUUUAAGCAAUGAUGCUAUGGUGAGAUGGAACAUUCGGGAUGAAUGUGUACCAUAUCCCAUUCUUUACCCGAUGAAGAGACAAAACAAGCGAGAUGAAUGUGUUACAUAUCUCGUUCUUUUAGCCUUGAGGAAACGAAACAAGCACGUCAAGUGAGUAGUAUAUCUUUUUCUUAAAGAUUUGAUGAAACGAAACAAGCGCGAUUAAGAUGUUUGGAUGUUGAUGAACAAAUAAAAGUUCGGGUGACUUGACUAAAAAUUUAGGGCGACAUAACUAUGGUUUCGGGCGACUUGACCUUAAAGCGAGCGAAGUUCAACAGGCGUUCCCUCACCCUCUCUCCCUACCCCAACCACUCGCUUUUUUUUUUUUUUUGCGCCGUUCCCACUAUCUGAAAGGCUAGAAUAAGCUUCAUGCCGCGUGGAAGUUAUGCGUUAAGGGCCUGUUUACUUGAAGGUGGGGGACCCCAAGUAGUUGAGGUAAUCCGCUUAGAUGGGGUAACCCACCUGUCCAUAUAAUCUCUCAUUUUAAUUUGAUCACGUUCACAUGAUAGAUGGGGUGGCCAUAUAAGAGAUUAUAUGGACAGGCGGGUUACUCCACCUAAGGCUGUUACCUCUCUUACCUGGGCCCCCCACCUCCAUGUAAACAGGUCCUAAAUCUCGUCUUCAGUUAACUGUUCCUUAUAAGAUAAUAACCUUAAGUUUUGAUUCGAAUUGUUCUUUGCAGUCAGUUUGCUUCAUCAGUAUUGUCUCCCACUGGAACUGAUAGCAACGGAUCGAAUCAGCAGCCUCUCUUUCGGUCCGAGAUGCUUUCGCGUGAUAGAGGCACUACAGCUCAAGGUAAAGUCAGUUCCCCGACAUCUCUCAGCGCCUUCUCGAGCCUAUCCUCUGAAGGACGCAGCUCAGCGCCCAAUGUGCCUCCUGCUAGAAGUACUGAUUCUUUCAUAUCGGCAAUGCCGAUAAAGCCCGGCCGCUCUCCGAAUUGGUCCGACGCUGAGACUCGGUUUCUUAUAGGGUUUUGGGCCGAGCAACAUCAAAAUAUUAGCCAACAAAGGAACGCCAAAGCUUGGGACAUAGUCGCUCGGUUGCUGAACCAGAAACUUGCGCAGUGUGGAUUUGAAACGUUUCGGACGGGUCAACAGUGCAAGGGACGCAUGAAGAGCAUAGUGUUUGACUACAGAACAACAAAGAAACGAAUGAUCGAGACCGGCGAGGAUGACAGAAAAUGCGACUACUUUGAAGAACUUGAUCAAGUGCUCGGGAGAGUGCAGGGAGGAGGGUCUGAGUUGAGCGACCCAAGUACGGUUACCCAGGAGGGCGAGAAGGCGUCAGCGGGUGGCGGGGACAACGAAGACAGCAGCACAAGCGAUGAUAUCGUCGUUGUGAAUAUUCCAACCAGCUCUGCGCUGAACGUUGAUACAACCACUGGUCUGCAAACUGGGAUUACAGGAGUGGAGGUUAAUCAGGCAGUAGCCGAGGAGAGGGAAUCGCCACAGAGAAAAGAACCCCCUAGGAAAAGAAAGAAAAAGACACCAACGGAUGACGAUGAUAACUCUACAAUUCAGUUUCUCAGGAGUUAUAUGGAGGAAAGCGAUCGUCGAGACAGGGAAUUCUUGCUGCAGAUGGCGCAGAUGGACCGCGAGAGAGAGGAAAGAAAUUACGAGCGAACAAUGAAAAUGAUGAUGGAGAUGGCAAAAGUGUUCAAAAGUAGUAUUGCAAGUAAUCAAGAAAGCCCCAGGGGGAGUGGUGUCGGUACUGUUCCUCCCACCCGCGGUGGGGAUAUGCGUUUAAGCAUGAGCGAUAACAAUGCGGCUUCUUCGCGCGUGGGAGAAAGCUUUGGAACACAUUUGAACAGAGAUUCUAGAAUGAAAGGCAACGAAGGAGGCUCUGCGCAAGACAAGAAAGAAAAGCCACUUCAGUUUCUUAAAGAGUACAUGGAGGAAAGCGAUCGGAGAGACAGGGAAUUUUUACUGCAGAUGACACGAAUGGACCGGGAGCGAGAGGAAAGAAGCUCGGAGCAAACCAUGAGACUUAUGAUGGAGGUGGCAAAGGUAUUCAGAGGGGGCAGCUAG